ACCCCACAAUAUUUUCUCUCUCCUCUCUCUCUCUCUCUCUCAUCUAAAUGAAGCCCCUCUCUUCUUCAACCCAAAGAAGGAGACCCUUCUCCUCUUAUUAUUAUUUCAUCACCCUUGCUUUCAUCACCUUCGUUGCCAUCAUCUACUGGAAGGACUUCGCCUCAUUUUUGCAGUCUCCAGCCCGGUCAAGCCCAACUGAGAAGGGGGAGGAAUGCGAUAUUUUUGAAGGGAGGUGGGUUUAUGAUGAAGAUAACAGGCCCCUGUACGAAGAGGAGGAGUGCCCUUACAUACAGCCCCAGCUCACGUGCCAGGCGCAUGGGAGGCCGGAGACUGGGUACCAGCGCUGGAGGUGGCAGCCCCAUGGCUGCUCUCUUCCAAGAUUUAAUGCCAGUCAAAUGCUUGAAAUGCUUCGUGGGAAGAGAAUGAUGUUCGUUGGAGAUUCAUUGAAUCGAGGUCAAUAUGUCUCUAUGGUCUGCCUUCUUCAUCGAAUCAUCCCUGAGAGUGCCAAAUCCUUGGAGACGGUGGAUUCACUUACUGUCUUCAGAGCUAAGGACUACAAUGCUUCAAUCGAAUUCUAUUGGGCUCCCUUUCUUGUCGAGUCCAACUCUGACAAUGCUGUAGUACACAGGAUAACAGAUAGAAUAGUUCGUGCCAGAUCCAUUAACAAGCAUGCCCAAUACUGGAAGGGAGCUGACAUCUUGGUCUUCAAUACUUAUCUAUGGUGGAUGACUGGAUCUAAGAUGAAGAUCUUGAAAGGGUCAUUUGGAGGUGAUAUGAAGGAUAUCAUAGAGAUGGAAACUGAAGAUGCAUAUCGGUUGGCAUUGAGGAGAAUGGUGAAGUGGGUAGAGAAGAAUAUGGAUCCUCAAAAUACAAGAGUUUUCUUUGCAAGCAUGUCACCUGCUCAUGCAAGUAGCAAGGAGUGGGGAGGUGAGCCGGAUGGCAACUGCUACAACGAGACCACACCUAUUCAAGAUCCAACAUAUUGGGGGAGCGCAAGCAAGAGCAUGAUGCAAGUUCUGAAGGAAGUUUUAAGCAAGUCUAGAGUGCCAAUCUCCCUCCUCAACAUCACCCAGCUCUCUGAGUAUAGAAAAGAUGCUCACACUUCCAUCUAUAAGAAACAAUGGACUCCUCUAACACCCGAGCAGAUUGCUAACCCUAAGAGCUAUGCUGAUUGCACUCACUGGUGCUUGCCCGGGCUUCAGGAUACGUGGAAUGAGCUCUUAUACGCGAACCUCUUCUCUCCUACAAUUUCAACUUGUUUUGAAUAUCCUACCAUGAGUUCAAACAAAAAGAAGUCUCCUUCUCUAACUGAGGAGGGCUUCGAAGCUGAAAUGGGCAAAAAGACUCAGCUCUCACCAAGGAAAUGGAACCUCAGAAACCAGUUUAAUUACUUUGUGGCCAUGGUCAUGGCCUUCGUCACCAUCGCAGCAAUCACUCUCACUGCUGAGAAUGCAAGGUUUUGGCUUGAAGAAUCCUCAGCAGUUGCUGUAAAGAACUCUGAAGAGAGCUGUAACUUGUUUGAAGGAAAAUGGGUGUAUGAUAAUAAUACAUACCCUUUGUACUCGGAGAAGAAAUGCUCGUUCAUGUCAGAUCAAUCGGCUUGUGAGAAGUUUGGGAGGAAGAAUUUCAGGUAUCAGAAUUGGAGGUGGCAGCCUCAUGGAUGCAAUCUUCCAAGGUUCGAUGCCAAAAGAUUAUUAGAGAGGCUUAGGGGUAAGAGGCUCACAUUUGUUGGAGACUCUCUAAACAGAAAUCAAUGGAUUUCAAUGGUUUGUCUCCUAGAUUCAGUCAUAUCCAUUCCUCACAAAUCCAUGGAAUCUAAAGGAUCACUCAUGUCCUUUAAAGCCAAGGAAUAUAACGCAUCAAUAGAAUUCUAUUGGUCCCCAUUGCUAGUCGAAUCGAACUCUGAUGAUCCAGUACACCAUCGGAUACCUGAUAGGAUUGUGAGGGCACAGUCUAUUGAGAAACAUGCAAGAUACUGGAUGGGUGCUGAUAUCUUGGUCUUCAACUCUUAUCUUUGGUGGAGGAGAGAUAAGAUGAAGGUCUUGUUUGGUUCAUUUGAGGACAAGGAUGGCAUCUACAAAGAAAUUGAGAUACAUCGUAGUUAUGAGCUUGCAUUGAAGACAUGGUCAGAUUGGCUCGAAUUCAAUGUGGAUCCUCUAAAGACCCAACUAUUUUUCAUGAGCAUGUCUCCUACUCAUUUCUGGGGUGAAGAAUGGGGAAUCAACAGCGGCUUAAACUGCUACAACGAAACCGAGCCAAUCACAAAGGAAAACUAUUCAGGUAGAGGAUCAGAUCACAAAAUGAUGCAAGUAGUGGAAUCAACAAUUGAAGGGCUAAGCAAGAGAGGAGUUAAUGUACAAAUACUCAAUAUUACUCAGCUCUCAGAGUACAGAAAAGAUGGUCACCCAUCAGUUUACAGGAAGCAGUGGGAGCCUCUAACCAAAGAGCAGCUAGCAAACCCUAGUAGAUAUGCUGAUUGUAUACAUUGGUGUCUUCCUGGUGUUCCUGAUGUAUGGAAUGAACUCCUAUCUGCUUAUAUUUUAUCCAAAUAGCAAAAGAAACAAUUCUUUUGUUCUCAAAAUCAAGCAUUU
Messenger RNA from Asparagus officinalis (garden asparagus), 2591 nucleotides. Its product is annotated as protein trichome birefringence-like 1. Lineage: Eukaryota; Viridiplantae; Streptophyta; Magnoliopsida; Asparagales; Asparagaceae. Gene Ontology annotation, cellular component: Golgi apparatus. The transcript has 11 exons. Gene Ontology annotation, molecular function: O-acetyltransferase activity. The record is from RefSeq and is a predicted model, not a curated record. The coding region runs from base 48 to 2552 and encodes 834 amino acids.